AUGGGAAUUUCAGAGCAUCCUGUAAAGGAUACCUCUUUCUGGCUCACAAUGUUGGCCAUUAUGCUGGCUACAUUCCUGGCCGCUCUUGACACAAGUGCUGUCUCAACAGCACUUCCAACAAUCAUCAAUGACUUUGGUGGCGGCGAGUUUGUAUGGAUUGGAUCUGCAUACACGCUUGCAGGCACUUCAUUUCUUCCACUUUCUGGACAUUUAGCAAACAUUUUUGGGCGGAAAAUGGUACUGUUGAUGUCUCUCUUCCUUUUUUCACUGGGGAGUGCACUCAGUGGUGCUGCUCAAAAUUUGAAUAUGCUGAUUGGAGGUCGUACGGUUCAAGGCAUCGGGGCAGGUGGAAUCUUGUCUCUUACGGAGAUCAUUCUUGCAGAUCUGGUUCCCCUGAGGAAUCGUGGUGUGUAUCAAGGGAUGAUUGGCAUUGUAUGGUCUAUUGCAUCGGUCAUUGGUCCUGUUGUAGGUGGAUCUUUUGCUCAGAGGAAGGAUUGGACAUGGAGAGGGUUAUUCUAUUUGAAUUUACCGCUUACUGGGAUAUCAGCUUUGCUCUGCAUCUUCUUUCUCCAUCUUAAAGCACCAAAAUCCUCAAUCCCAGACAAGAUUGCAAAGAUUGAUUGGAUAGGUAAUAUUAUUAUUAUUGGCAGCUGCACCUCUUUUCUUCUGGGUCUAACCUGGGGCGGUGUUCAUUUUACCUGGUCUUCCGUGGCUGUUGUGGUCCCAAUUGUCCUUGGUGGUUUGGGAAUGAUUGCUUUCCUGAUAUAUGAAUCUCUGAUUCCUACUGAACCUAUGGUCCCUUGGGUAAUACUGAGUAAUCAAACAACAGUCAGCGGAUACCUUGGAACUGCAUUACAAGGAUUGGUGAUUUCUGCUGCACUUUUCUAUCUUCCAGUGUAUUUCCAGGCCUGUAAAGAUGCAUCCCCUUUGCAUAGUGGCAUAAACAUGCUACCAUACAGUUUUUCAAUUGCUCCAUUUGCAAUUGUUGCUGGUGCAACUGCAACAGCCAUGAACAUAUAUCAACCUCAGAAUAUCAUUGCGUGGUGUUUUGUGAUCAUUGGCAUGGGUCUUCAAACAACAUUGACUGAAAACAGUGCAGUGCAUGAAUGGGUCGGCUUUCAGAUAGUUGCGGGAAUUGGUUUUGGCCUUCUGUUCACUGCAACUACUUUCCCUAUUUUAGCUCCCUUACCGGUAGAACACAAUGCAAGUGCUCUAGCAUUUUUCAUUUUUGUUCGUUCACUAUUUCAGGCAUGGGGUGUCACAAUUGGUGCUGCAGUUCUGCAAAAUGAGUUGCAGUCCCAGCUUCCUUCCACAUUUUUGGCUAGCUUGGACCAAGGAGUGGAGCUUGCUUAUGCAAUAAUACCUCAAGUCCCCUUUCUUGAUCAGCCUUUGAAAGAUGAGGUCCGUUCUGCAUUUGCAAAGUCAUUGAUUGCACUAUGGCAGACAAUGACUGGGAUUGCUGGACUUGGACUACUUAGCAGUCUGAUUAUGAAGGCAUUGCCUCUUCAACAAACAACUGACGAGAAUUGGGGACUUCAUGAAACUGUUGAAGGGAAUAUUCAGAAGGAUUAG
Molecule: messenger RNA, 1572 nt
Organism: Lentinula edodes (shiitake mushroom)
Lineage: Eukaryota; Fungi; Basidiomycota; Agaricomycetes; Agaricales; Omphalotaceae
Product: iron permease
Exons: 10
Coding region: 1-1572 (523 amino acids)
Biological process (GO): transmembrane transport
Molecular function (GO): transmembrane transporter activity
Source: RefSeq, a predicted model, not a curated record